This is a messenger RNA of Misgurnus anguillicaudatus (oriental weatherfish), 1538 nucleotides long. Its product is annotated as phospholipid scramblase 1. The record is from RefSeq and is a predicted model, not a curated record. Gene Ontology annotation, cellular component: plasma membrane. Gene Ontology annotation, biological process: plasma membrane phospholipid scrambling. Lineage: Eukaryota; Metazoa; Chordata; Actinopteri; Cypriniformes; Cobitidae. Gene Ontology annotation, molecular function: phospholipid scramblase activity.
AUUGAAUAUUUGAGUGCUUUCAUGUGGGGCUUCCAAAAAAUGUGUGUUGCAUCCAGUUAGGGCUAGUAGUAGACUGAUAGUUUGUGCAAUUUAGAAAAAGAAAAAAAAAAUACGCGGAUGCCGAGUUGUUUUGCAUGUUUUGUUUCCGACAAAGUGAAACAAGAAUGGUUUCAAGGGGAUAGUUAAAACUGAAGCAGGUGCUAAGCAUCUAUGGUAAAGCUGGACGAUCCGCCUUUACUCGUUUCCAAAACUGUACUGUGUGGAUAAUUUCCAUAGAUAUACAGUGUGUAACAGCACUUCCGUGUAAACGAGAGACCAAGCAUUCUCAGAUAGCGUCAAAGAAGUCAAUAGUCAUAUCAUAACACGUUUUUCUAGAGUUAGUUUUCUUGCUGUUGGAUGCGAUCUCUAUUAUCAGAAGUUUGUUGGUCGUUUGUAAGCAGCAAACUCCACAGAGGAGAAAGACUUACAGGAGCACAUGAAUAAACAGCUCUGUAUUGUGAAGUACUAAUUUGUAGCCUUCCACCAUGUCAGCCAACAGUGUACAUCCUGCCCCUAUACAUGGCCAGCCAUCAGCCAUGCCAGGACAAGGUCCUAUGCCCAAUCAGAUUCAAAUGAUGCCAGUUCCACCAAGACCCGCUGGCUGCCCUCCAGGACUUGAGUACCUGACGCAGAUUGAUCAGCUUCUUGUUCAUCAGAAAGUUGAGCUAGCUGAAGCAAUACUGGGCUGGGAGACAAAUAAUAAGUACAUUGUGAAGAACAGUAUGGGUCAGCAGGUGUUUUAUGUGGCGGAGGAGAACGACUGCUGUAACAGGCAGUGCUGUGGACCGCUGCGCUCAUUUGUCCUCCAUAUUCAGGAUAACACUGGGCAGGAAGUCAUGACACUUACACGCCCUUUGAGGUGCGGGAGCUGCUGUUGCCCCUGUUGCCUGCAAGAGCUUGAAAUCCAGUCUCCGCCAGGCAACCCGAUUGGAUAUGUGAUCCAGAACUGGCAUCCUUUCAUUCCUAAGUUUACCAUACAGAAUGAGAAGCGAGAAGCAGUUCUGAAGAUAGUGGGACCGUGUUGCUCCUGCAAAUGUUGCUCUGAUGUGAACUUUGAGGUGCUGUCCAUGGAUGAGUCAGCGCAGGUGGGCCGAAUCUCCAAACAGUGGACGGGUCUGCUGAAAGAAGCUUUCACUGAUGCAGACAAUUUUGGAAUCAACUUUCCUUUGGAUUUGGACGUGAAGAUCAAAGCUGCUCUUUUUGGAGCAUGUUUUCUCAUAGACUUCAUGUUCUUUGAACAUAGUGAAUAACUCAUACAUUACUGCAUUUAAUCCAAGUGCAUCAUGCACAUGUAAGCCAACUGCAUAUUUGAGGGAAAAUUCCUCUUUCCCUGCUGAAAACUGGGAGGAACACCGGUUUCAGGGCAGCUGGAUGUAUUUAGUUUGAUCAAUAAUGGAGAACUCAUCUGUUGAUGGAGGUGCUGAGAGACCUAGACAGCCUCUAAUGAAAGAGCUUGACUGAUGUUGAGGUCUGAUGUGUCUGUGACAGCAGCCAAAGGC